CACGCGAAGGCAGGGGCUCAUCUCUCGCGAGGAACGGCGCCGUUAUCGAAAUCUCUACAAACAACACGAGAAUUCAUCAUUCACACGCUGUGAACAAUGUCUGAGCAAGAGCUGGAUGAAAUUGUGCAAAUUACAGUGGAGGACUUUAACCAGAAUGACCGUACAGACAUGCUGGACAGUCAUGAGGACGAUGAAGAAAGGCCUCAGAAGAAAAAGAGGAAAUUAAGUAACAGUCAAGAGAGCAACAGCAACAACCAAGACAUACAUUUUAUCAAGAACUUCUUGGUUUCAUUCACCACAUCAAUCAGCCACCGGUUGGAGGGAAUUGAGUCAAAGUUACAGGCUCUGGAUGCCACAUGCAAAGCCCUUGGACGUAAACUGGACAGCAUGGUACCCUGUGCCAAGAGUCCUAUCCAGGUUCCUAUGAUUGCAGGGUCGCCUCAGGGGGCCACUCAAACUUGGAACAAAGUGCGAUGUGUUGUUCCACAAACAAAUGUGAUAGUGAGCAGUGAACACCCAAAGGGCUCUACCCAAGAGGACACCCCGCUAGAGAACCUGCUAAGCAACACUGUGACAAGGCGGCGGCAGAACACAAUCCUGGUAAAGGUGCCGGGCCCUGAGGAGAGUCAGGAGGAACAGGAGAGCGGCUCAGAGGCCAGUGACUCUGUUUCCAAUGGUGGCCAUUCAAGCAACGCGCAAAAUGGCCAAAAUGUCACACUCAUCACACUCAAUUCAGAAGAUGAUUAUCCAGAGGGCACCUGGUUGGGUGAUGAGAACAACCCAGAGAUGCGAGUUCGUUGCCCGGUGUCUCCAGCUGACAUGCUUCAUAUCAGCACAAACUGCCGUACAGCAGAGAAGAUGGCACUGACGCUGUUGGACUACCUGUUCCAUCGAGAGGUCCAAGCCAUGUCAAAUCUCUCAGGGCAGGGCAAACAUGGCAAGAAGCAGCUGGAUCCGCUAAUGAUCUAUGGCAUUCGCUGUCACUUGUUCCACAAAUUUGGCAUCACCGAGUCAGACUGGUACCGCAUCAAGCAAAGCAUUGACUCAAAGUGUCGCACAGCCUGGAGACGCAAGCAACGUGGCCAGAGUCUGGCUGUCAAGAGUUUUUCCAAACGCACACCUCGCACUUCAGUCACAGAGGGAGGCCUCGCAGAAGAAACAGCCCACAUUGAGACUGCCACUCAACAAACCUUGCACUACACGCUGGCCAAUCAGCAGGUCCAAUUUCACCGUAUUGGCGAGGAUGGACAAGUUCAGGUGAUUCCACAGGGUCAGUUGCAUAUUGCCCAGGUGCCACAAGGAGAGGAGGUGCAGAUCACACAGGACAGCGAGGGAAACCUCCAGAUCCACCAGGUGCAUGUCGGUCAGGAUGGACAGGUGCUGCGUGGGGCUCAGCUGAUAGCGGUGGCGUCAGCUGAUGGAGGGGCCACAGCAGUAGAGGGCUCCCCUCUCCCCCCUGACAUCCAAGUGCAGUAUGUCCAACUAGCCCCCGUUGCCGAUCACACAGCUGCCGUACAGGCUACUGAGCUGGCCCCAGCCCUGCAGACGGACAUGGAGGUAAAGGAGGCCAUCCAGGGUGCCAUCCAGGGUGAGAACGGCGAGGUGGUCCAGAUUGUCACCUCUGUGGCCACCUGAGAGCCCACGUCUGGUUCAACACAGCUCAUAACUCUGCCCUACAGCAUGGCCUGACUAGGCUCAGUGGAACAUUAGAGGUCAACAAGUGCAUAAAGUCUGACAAGCAAUCAAGUCAGAAAACUUUUUUAACAAAUACUGAACAUCACUGAUGAAAUGGAGGGAAGAAGCAUUUUUCUGUUUUGUUUUUUUUUUUUUUUCCCUGCAAACUCCUCAAUCCAUUGCCAACCAGAUGUCGCAAUGUGGAAAUGUUCACAGAGAACUCGAAAAGACCCUGAUACUCCAAUCAACUGUGGUGUUUUCAUCACCAAAGGGACCUGGCCCACUGCAGAAUACACAGUGGGAUUAUUGUCUAUCCAGGGAGAAUGCUGCUUAUGGAGCCCAUCACUCUGCCACUUCAUCAGCACACAUGCUUGUUUACAUCAACUUUGGAAAAUAGUGGUUAUUUGGAGUUUAGCUGCUUGGCUAACCCUGAAACCCUUAUAAGGGUUUAUAAAAUCUCUGAAUCCCACCUCAAACAACCAGGACUGUGCUCCUCUUCUCAGCAUUUUCUGGCAGUUCUUGUCACGGUGGACUGCAGUGGAAAGCAGAUUUAGCUGAGACAGCUACUCUUGGUUGUGACUAAUUUGCUUUCCUGUGAGCCCUACCUUCCUUUAUUUUGUUCAGCUUGUUUUCAUAUUACUUUAGCCGCACAGCUUUGUUUUUUUGUUUGAUUUAUCUUAUUGUAAUAUGCCGGAAUUUUUGGAGAGCUUUAAUUUCAGAGGUAGAAGACCAUGAAAUAGAAAAGAUGGUGCCAGUGGUAGACAGUACAAGUUGCUUGUAGGCUUGUAGAAUACCAAGGAAACCUUGAAGUUCUUUAUUUCCCCCAGUUUUGUCUCUGUGAAAGAUACAUUCAUGUGAAUAAAACAUGUUUGUGGUUGCCAUAAAAGUGUGUUUUUAUUUUGUUUUUUCUCUGUAUUUACUCUUUAUUUCCAUCAGCCGUGAUCAUCAAAGUAGCUUCAAAGUUUUCCAAGAAAAUGACUGCUUUCAUCCGUUACAAAUAGACAAUUGAGGAAAGCGUGAAAUAAUAGUUUGGUUUUGAGGUCUUGUUUCAUGUUGAGCAAAUUUAUUUACUAUUUUUGAAGUAAAUAUGUAUCAUGUCAACUUCAAUUACAUAUAAUAAGAUUAGGCUACUGUAAUGUCAGCAAUCUUGACAAAAUAGACAGCAAAAACAAGCUUUGGUCUUGUCUCUUGCUUUGUCUUAAGACUGUAAUUAAUAUGUUGGCCGCAUUAUAACAGUUUCUGAUCUGUAAUUGCUUUUCUUCAAAAUCCGCAAUGUGCCCACUAAAUGGUUAUGUUUUUCUGCCAGUAAAAACGCUGAGAAUGUAUUGUUGUGUUGUGCUGGAGUGAUGCUCCUCUAAUGAUGAAUAUCUCUGCAGUCAGCGAGAAAGGAGAUAAGUGAGACACUCCAAGGCUGUUGGUUUGGGGAAGUUUCCCAUGCUCAGUGUGAUGUAAUAGUGUAUUUUGGAGUUGGGGAAAGAACCAAGCGACAAAAUGAACUUGAUAAAACAACAUCCAUGGUUUUGGCUGCUUCCUCUUGUUUCCUUUCAGUCUGUUGUUGCUGUCUCUGACCCCCUUUAAACUGCCUCUUCAUCUUGUCUAUUCCCCUUUCUGCCUCUCCUACGUAUUUGUCUUCUCUCACUCAACUUGGGUUUUCCCUCUCUCUCCUUUGGA
Molecule: messenger RNA, 3345 nt
Organism: Seriola dumerili (greater amberjack)
Lineage: Eukaryota; Metazoa; Chordata; Actinopteri; Carangiformes; Carangidae
Gene: banp
Product: BTG3 associated nuclear protein
Exons: 13
Coding region: 97-1635 (512 amino acids)
Biological process (GO): protein localization to nucleus; negative regulation of protein catabolic process
Molecular function (GO): DNA binding
Source: RefSeq, a predicted model, not a curated record